UUGUUUUGUCCUCGUCAUUUUCGAUCAUUUCCUUCGUCUUUUGGUGCUUGUUGUCCCUAGACUAUCCCUACCCCAAAAUAACCCCUCCCACCUCCCAUCAGACAGUCUUUUGCGCCUAAAAUGGCUGCCGUAGUUAUCGACGGAAUUUCCGUGGUAGAUUUUAGUGUGCUUAGUCUGGAAAAGAAGAAUCCCUUGACUGAAGUAAGCCAAGACAUUCAAGGGCUUACAGAUCAAGUAUACUAUGCGUUUAGUACUAUUGGUUUUGUGUAUUUUAGAAACCAUGGCAUCACUCAAAAAAUGAUUGAUUCUGCCUUUAAGGUAUUUGACACAUUCUUUGAGUUGCAAUUUGCUGUAAAAGAGAAGUACGCAGAAAAAGAGGGAACAUCCCGUAAUGGCUGGGACGCCCUUGAAAGAGAAAGCCCGAAUCCAGAAAGACCCGGAGAUUUGAAGGAAUCGUUUGACUUUGGUUCCUUUAGCGAGGAAACUUUCGUGAUCUUUUUUUAA
Messenger RNA from Stylophora pistillata, 504 nucleotides. RefSeq lists its product as uncharacterized. NCBI's taxonomy places the organism in Eukaryota, Metazoa, Cnidaria, Anthozoa, Scleractinia, Pocilloporidae. The record is from RefSeq and is a predicted model, not a curated record.